AUGGCGGCAACUCUGAGGAGCCUCGGGACCAAGACGAGGACUUGCAGGAGGGCCAUGAGGUCGUACGAGGAGUAGGUGGAGAAGGAGUCGGCUAACACCGCAGCCAUGAAAGAGAGAGGCGCAGAUCCCUACGAUCUCAAGCAGCAGGAGAAUGUCUUGGCUGAGUCAAGGAUGAUGAUCCCAGACUGCCAUAAGCGUCUUGAAGCCACACUGGCAGAACUGGAAGCAACUCUGGCUGAAUUGAAGGAGUCAGAAGAGCAAGGUGUCGAGAUAGGAGAGGCGGAGACCGUGAUCACAGAAGUUGAAACUGUAUCCGAGCAAUUCGAAGAUAAACUCACUAGUCAAGAGCGCCGCUUGUUUGGACUAUCUGGACCAGGGGAAGGUCUCACGAAAAAUGGCAUAAGCCGCAACAGGCGCAGGCCUGAGCUGCCAAAUUCGAGAUUUUACCUGUGCAGAUCAAUUAGUUUAAUUAGCUAUAUUGAACUUCGCAGUGCCGGAGCAGAGAUGCAGUGUUACUAUCUAGUCAAGGAGAGGAGGAUAUUUGUAAGAAAGAAAAAGGAGAGGAGGAGCUCAGUAAUUCACACCAUGACAUUCUCGGCCUAUCAACUGUGA
Molecule: messenger RNA, 612 nt
Organism: Triticum aestivum (bread wheat)
Lineage: Eukaryota; Viridiplantae; Streptophyta; Magnoliopsida; Poales; Poaceae
Biological process (GO): tubulin complex assembly; post-chaperonin tubulin folding pathway
Cellular component (GO): microtubule cytoskeleton; cytosol
Molecular function (GO): beta-tubulin binding
Source: RefSeq, a predicted model, not a curated record